AAAUCCAUCGUCUUUGUCCUUCGUGUUUUCUAGCUAAUCUAUUCAGCCUGGGUAGAGGGAAGCUUACCUCUCUGCGCCUUCCAGCUCGCAGACGUCGAGUUCUUUAACAUUUCGGGUAAACCUUGGAAAACGCCAACUGUUAGAAGGGACUUUAAAAAAAGACUACAAAUUCAACUAGAUCGGGAUUUUCGUCGAUAAAUUGCAAAGAGGUCAGCCAGUAAGCCAAGACACGCAAGUCCUAACUUUUAUUUCGCUCUAAAACAUAUUGAGUUAACAUUCGGGUUAUUUUGAUUGUAUAUAUACACAUUUUGGAUUACAAGGAAACCGAUCAAACUUCCACAGUAUUUUCUCUCUCUCUUAUUUUUCUUUGUGUGGAUUUGUGGGCGUGUUGUUUCUUUUGCUUACUAUCAGGAAGUGACUGCUGCGCCAUUUUCAUACACUUUUCCUGCGCCAUCUCAAACUCUCCGAAGCACUCUCCGAAUGAGCAGACGGCACCUGGAAAGACAUUAAACCAGGCGAACUUUUAAAAAGCUGUGAACACUGUACAGCUUUUGGUUAGCUGUGUGUGGAUUUUUUGGUGCAAGCGGACUCUUUGUACUGAAAGUAGCGUUAGCUUGUCGAUAGCUAGUUCGCUGAAUUUAAUUUUCACAAUAGUAAAUGCAUCAUACCCCUCUUCUGACUUUGAAGAAGCCAUGCUCGGGGAAACGCUCGCUCAACGCAUCGACCCAAACGUCGACAACAUCGAGAACAGCAAGCCCGCGGGUCUGACCUCGCACCAUGCCGGGGCCAACCUGAACAAAACACGGCAAGCCUUGCUGAAGAAGGGUAGCAGGCGGUUCCGCUCGUCUCCGGCGGGUUUCCAGGGCCGGCACCAUCACUGCCCGCAGCAGCACCCGAAGCAUCCCGGGUCGCUGAGGAGCAAUCCCACGCGUUUCACAGACAUCAACAACAACACAGUCGUAGCUGGAUCCAACCCUUCUGCGCCCACGAGUACGGAGACUGUCCCCAACCGCACACAGACCACUGUAUUAACACUCCACCAUCUCAAGCAGGGGGCCAAGAAGGAGCUGCUGAAGUCGAAGACCGGGAGAACGGAGAAGGUGCCGCAGUCUGGUGGCCAGUCCGUUCACAGCUUCGGCAAGCACGAGCACUCGGCCCAGAACCUGAACACCCGCUGCCAGAAGAACAGGCACGGGAACUCGCUCGGCCUGGUGCCGGCCACCAAGAGAAGCGAUAACAGCUGCCGCCCCAAGCCUUCCGCCCCCCUCGAGCUCUACCGCAGAGGCGGGAAAAAGCCCCUGAACCUGGCCGGCAGUGUCAACGUCGUGAAUGUAAGGCCGGCCGACUCCCCGACAGAGGAGAACCUCAAGGACGGCGAGAAGACAUACGCCGGCGCCAAGUUCAGCGAGCCGCCUUCCCCCAGCGUCCUGCCCAAGCCACCCAGCCACUGGGUGGGAGAAGGGCUCCCCCAACAUUCCGACAAGAGCAGAGAGCAAAUGACUGUCCACCUAAAGACUCUGCUGAAGGUCCAGGCAAAGCCUUGAGAUCAACUUAGAAAGUCACAUUUUAAAAGAUUU
Molecule: messenger RNA, 1577 nt
Organism: Megalops cyprinoides (Indo-Pacific tarpon)
Lineage: Eukaryota; Metazoa; Chordata; Actinopteri; Elopiformes; Megalopidae
Gene: pnrc1
Product: proline-rich nuclear receptor coactivator 1
Exons: 2
Coding region: 693-1544 (283 amino acids)
Biological process (GO): nuclear-transcribed mRNA catabolic process, nonsense-mediated decay
Cellular component (GO): nucleus; P-body
Source: RefSeq, a predicted model, not a curated record